Molecule: messenger RNA, 2811 nt
Organism: Anopheles merus
Lineage: Eukaryota; Metazoa; Arthropoda; Insecta; Diptera; Culicidae
Product: NECAP-like protein CG9132
Exons: 5
Coding region: 725-1480 (251 amino acids)
Biological process (GO): endocytosis
Cellular component (GO): membrane; clathrin vesicle coat
Source: RefSeq, a predicted model, not a curated record
AUUUCCUCCGGCAUAAAAAAGUAUUUUAUCCUUCAUUCGAAAAGCAUCACCUCAUCCAUACAUACACACACACACGUACACCUACACACAUGACACACUGGCCAAACAACAACAUGUCACAGGCCGUCAGUGACAGCAGCAGCAGCAGCAGCAGCACAAAAACCCCUUCAUCUUGGCUGUGUGUGCGCGGAGAGUGAUACCAGCGAAACUGCUUACGUCAUAAAAGCAAUCGAAACACGAAAGUAUUACUCGGUCGGCAGCAGGGAAGCCAGUCCGCGGCGGUGCACCAGUACGCGAGCAGAUCGUUUCCUCCGGCGGGGAAGAAGAACAAGCCAGCCAACGGGCCAAUUUCGUCACCGAAACGGGAAGCUGCACCGAGCCCUGCACAGCGCGAGGGAAAUUCGCCUCGCCUUUUGUGUACCCUGCAUACACACACACACACAGUCGCGCGCGCGCCCCUCCGAUGAUCGCAAACGCGGUGAAAAGCGCAUCCGGAUAGAGGGAGACAGAGGGCGGAAGAGAGCGAGAGCACACACCGUUGAAUGUCUGUGCGUUUGUGCGUGUGAAAAACAAACACAACAACCAAUCGUAUUUUCCGUUCCUCCGCUUUCCUAGAGAAAGGGUCAUUUCCACCACCCCUCGGCAGACACAAACAAAGGAGCCGCACAAACACACAUACAACACCCUCCGCCCCACAGCACAGCAAGGAAAAGCGCUGCAAACGAUGGGCGAACCGGAGUACGAGAGCGUGGUGCUGGUGAAGCAGGAGGUGUUUGUUUACAAAAUUCCGCCGCGCCAGAGCAACCGGAGCUACCGGGCGGCCGACUGGAACCUGCUCGACCCGAUCUGGACCGGGCGGCUGCGGAUGGUGGCCAAGGGCCGGUCGCUGUGCGUGAAGCUGGAGGACAAGACGAACGGCACGCUGUUCGCGAACUGCCCGAUCGAGAGCUACCCGGGCGUGGCGAUCGAGGCCGUGUCGGACAGCUCCCGGUACUUCGUGCUGCGCAUCCAGGACGGCAACGGGCGGACCGCGUUCAUCGGGCUCGGGUUCGGCGACCGGUCCGACUCGUUCGACAUGAACGUCGCGCUGCAGGACCACUUCAAGUGGGUGAAGAACGAGGAGAAGAUCGAGAAGGAAAAGGUGGAACCGAAGCAGCAGCUCGAUCUCGGCUUCAAGGAGGGCGAAACGAUCAAGAUCAACAUGAAGAUUACGAAAAAGGACGGCUCGGAGGCCUCGUCCCGACUGACCGGGAAGAAAACGGGCGCGGGCGGUUUGCUACCGCCGCCACCGGGCGGCAACAAGAUCAGCCCACCCCAGGCGAGCUCACCUUCGCAUCAGCCCGCCGCAACAUCGACGGCGGCCGGUGCCGGCGGCCAGACCGAGUGGGGCGAAUUCACUUCCGCUGGGGUGCAAAGCACAACGGCAGAUGCUGCAGCCGCCACGCCGAGCAAAACCAACGCCAACUGGGUACAGUUUUAGGAAGGUGGGCGUACUCUAAUGCGAGGGCGGUUGGACCAGCGAGAUUCACGCGGGGGUAUGGGCAACACAUUGCAGUAACUGAAACAGCUAGAAUUGUUUGUCCCCGGUAAGUAGUGGAGAAUGAUGAUCAGCUGCGACUGGCGGCUGUAAAAAACAUGGGGGAGGGAAAAAGGGAGCAGAAACGGUUCGUUGCAAAAGUAUGUAAAACGGUGCAACACUGUACUUUAAGACGGAACUUGGCUAGACGAUAGUAUGAUAUCGAACGUGCGUGAUCUUUAAGUUUAAAAAUCUACAACCACACACUCACACACAUACACACACACUUUAAUAGAAACGGAUAAGCAUUAAUACACCAUGGACAUCAGUGAGCGGACAAGGAUGGAAAACACUCUACGAGCGCAAAAAAAGAAACGUUUAAAACAGAAACCAAUCACACACACACACACACAUAGACCCGUGCGAUUAGAAUAGAAUGACGUAGCAGAAUAAUAGUACGCGGGGAUGGCGCGCGCAUUAGGGCUGGGGAGCCAUAUUGCAGGAAUUCACGCAUUGAUCGCGCACGUGUGCGGUGCUGAUGUCCUGAUGUGUGUGUGUGUUUAUUUUCUUGUAGCAGGAAAAGUGGCGGAGGAAAUUCGCUCCCGCGUACCAGUAACACAAACACACUCACACAGACACUCGCGCGUAUCGUUCUCAGCAUAUAUAUAAUAUAUACAUAUAUACACAACCACACGCAUAUACAUAUAUAUAUUACUGGAAAACGCUUAUGUAUGUAUGUAUGGGGCUGAAGGCGCGUGUGAGCUCGAUAGUCGUGCAUGUGUCGCUAGCUGCAUAUGUAUAUACCACAUAUACACGUAACCCCUAACAAGAGAGAUACAAAAAAAAGCUAUAUAUGUGUAUGGGUAUAUAUAUAUAUUAUAUACAUAGGAAAUAAUAGAAUUGUUUAAAAUUGAACUUUACGUUGGGGGACACAAGAGAAGCCCUCGAAGCAAAGGAGCCGUUAGUAGGAAAAGGCGCCCUUCAGGCAAACAGUAGGAGGAAGCUCUGCAGCAGGAGGGGCAGAGAAGGCGAGAGCGGGAAAGAAGAUGAGAUGAAGCGCUAGCUAUAUUAUACAGGUGUAGUAGAAAUUUUGGACGAGACGAAAGAGAAAGGAGAAAAAGCAAAAGAAAAACUCAGAUUUACAUACUUAUUGUUGCUAUUGAGAUACAAAAAAAAAAAAUACUAUCUCCCAUAACCCACUCAUUCCUUCUCCAUAAAUCCCUUCUUGCCCCUACCCCCUUCCCUUCGCGUAGCGAAAGCUGGCAAGUAUAUAUGUUAUCUAAUAUUGUAGUGCG